Molecule: messenger RNA, 2607 nt
Organism: Triticum dicoccoides
Lineage: Eukaryota; Viridiplantae; Streptophyta; Magnoliopsida; Poales; Poaceae
Product: zinc finger MYM-type protein 1-like
Exons: 7
Coding region: 1-2607 (868 amino acids)
Molecular function (GO): protein dimerization activity
Source: RefSeq, a predicted model, not a curated record
AUGCACGUGCACUUCGGCCCGCCUGGCGUGGCUGCGGACGGCCAGGACGUUGCCGUAGAGGUUGAUCACGGAGUUGCGGGCGGCGACGGCGUCCACGUAGGCCACGUCACCGCGACGACCUGCACGGAGGCGACAUCACCUUCAGUUUUCCUGUUCAGUGUUUAUGGCCUAGGAGGAAAAUUGGACAAGGCUGCUGAAAUGUUUGCAGCAGCACAAGAGCUAGGCUUACUUAUGGACGAGAAGAUCAGUUUCAACUCCAUGAUCAAUGCCUACGCCACUUCCGGGCUGCACAAUGAAACGGAGAUUCCACCUCAUUUUGCCUUUCCGAAAGAAGCCCAAAUAGAUGAAGCAAAGAGGAUCUGCUACCAAAUGCAGGAGAUUGGUGUGGCUGUUGAUUUGGCCUGUUGCCGGGCAAUCAUGAGGGUGUACCUUGAGCAUGGCCACGCCGAUGAGGGCAUAUUGCUCUUCGAGACAACACACAGUUCACCUCAUGAGGAUGUUGAUGAUUCUUUUCGGUCUGAUAUAUUUGAUCCAAGAAACUGGGAUUCUCUUAAUUCUAAACAGAUUGAUAUCUUAGCACAGAAGGGUCCAAAAACAGACAAGUCAGUGAAAGGCCCCAAAGAUAGAUAUCAUAAAAGGUUUACUUCAGCAUUCUAUAAUAGAAUCCUAUCAAAUGGAGAGUAUAUGACCAAUAGACUAAAAGAUCACGAGACAAGUGUGGAUCAUGUUUCGAGUAUGACUAAUUGGUAUGAGUUGCGUAGUAGAUUGGAAAAACAUCAAACUAUUGAUAAAGCUACUCAACGACAACUUGAGAAAGAGAAGAACCAUUGGAGAAAGGUAUUAUUCAGAAUUGUUUGCAUUGUAAAAUUUCUUGCAAAGCAUAAUCUAGCAUUCCGUGGUACUAAAGGCAAGCUGUAUGAAGAUAGCAAUGGUAAUUUCUUGGGUUUGGUAGAGAUGUUGGCUGAAUUUGACCCCGUUAUUCAGGAGCAUGUUCGUCACAUUACAAAUGAAGAAACACAUGCUCAUUAUCUUGAUCAUAAGAGUCAGAAUGAAUUGCUACACUUGCUUGCUUCUUCUAUUAGGUCUGAAAUUAUCAAGAAAAUAAAGAGCUCAAAGUAUUUCUCUGUCAUACUUGAUUGUACCCCUGAUGCAAGUCACCAAGAGCAAAUGUCUUUAAUUAUAAGAUAUGUGGAUUCAUCUUCAAGUCAAGUUUGCAUAGAAGAGUCCUUUCUAGGAUUUCUAGAUGUAAAUGAUACAACUGGCCAAGGACUUUUCGAUGUGCUAGAGAAGGAGCUAAAACUUCUUGAUCUUGAUAUAAAUGAUGUGCAUGGACAAAGUUAUGAUAAUGGAUCAAAUAUGAAAGGAACACAUCAAGGGGUACAAAGGAAACUUUUGGAUGUAAAUCCUAGAGCUUUUUAUCCGGCUUGUGGUUGUCAUAGCCUUAACUUAACACUUUGUGAUAUAGCCAAGACCUGUGGUAGAGCAAAGGACUUUUUUGGAAUCAUCAAACGCAUCUAUACAAUUUUUUCCAAUUCUACUAAGAAAUGGCAUAUUUUGGAAGAAAACGUAUCAGGAUUGACUCUCAAGUCUGUGUCAGCUACGCGUUGGGAGAGUCGUGUUGAAAGUGUUAAAGCUAUCAGAUUUCAAUGUUCAGACAUUCGGGAGGCUCUACAUCAGGUAUCCGAAACUGAUAGUGAUCCAAAGGCAAGCAGUGAGGCUCUAGGUUUGGCAAAUAAUGAACUUGGAGAGUAUGAAUUUAUCGUGGCAAUAGUCAUUUGGUAUGAGGUAUUGUUUGCUGUUAAUUUAGUAAGCAAAAACUUGCAAACAAAGGAUAUGCUUAUUGAUGUUGGUAUUGAGAAAGUGAAAGGGCUUAUUUCUUUCUUCGAGGGGUACAGGGAAAAUGGUUUCUUAGAAGCAUUGAAGAUAGCCAAAGAAAAUGAACUUGAGAUGGAUAUUGGUGCAACAUUUCAUAAAAGGAGAGAAAUUAAAAGAAAGAAACAGUAUGAUGAGAACCCAGACGACACAAAUAUUGCCACACGGUCUGCAGAGGAAUCAUUUAGAAUCAACUAUUUUACACAUGUUGUCGAUCAAGCAAUUUCCUCACUCACAAGGAGAUUUGAGCAAUAUGAAGGUUACCAGAAAUUUUUUGGUUUCUUAUUUAGCUCUCAAACAUUGCGUUCAUUGGAUAAGGAUAGUUUGAAAUCUUCAUGUGUUAAUCUUGAGGCUGCCCUUAUGAAGGAUAAACAAUCUGAUAUUGAUGCCAAUGAUCUGUUUGUUGAGUUGAAGUUCCUUCAAAAUUUCAUGCCAAAAGAAAAUACCGGACCUGUUGAAAUUUUGAAUUUUUUAAAGCGGCACGACUGUUUUCCCAAUGCAAGUAUUGCAUAUAGAGUUCUGUUGACCAUUCCUGUGACAGUUGCAUCGGCAGAAAUAAGUUUUUCUAAGUUGAAGCUAUUGAAGUCCUAUAUGCGUACUACUAUGACACAACAAAGACUCAAUGAUUUGGCCACAAUAGCACUUGAGAGUGAAGUCUUGGAGAAGAUUGAUUACGAGGAUAUCAUUAAAGAUUUCAUUUCAAAGAAUACUAAAAGAAUGAAGUUUUUCAAAUAA